AUGGAACAUCUCAUUCGCACUAGAGAUCUUCUCAAAACCACCAUACACCAAUCCACCCAACUAGACCUCCAAAUCCACCAAACCACCACCAAUCUCUCCCGUAUCAAUUCUUCCAAAUCCCACAUCACAAACAUCCCCUCUCUCUCCUCCCUCCACCACCACCUCCACCGUGCACUUCCACCCGUUUCCGCCGUCUUCCAAGUCUACCAGGUGGUGGAGGAGCUCGGGGGUUUACUCUCAGACCACCACCCAUCCCCCGACCUCCACCACCACCUCUCUCUCCUCAAAAGAUUCAGCCAAGCCCUCACUCUUCUCACCAACACCUGCAACUUAGCCAUCCUAUGGGUGGAAGACAUCGACACCACCAUUGUUGACACCCUCUACCACUCCAAUGUCUCUAAAACUCUCCAUAUACUUAAAGAGUUGCAAAGGUUUGAAGAACGUUCUCUUCUCAAACACGGAAUUCUAAACGUUGCUUUUGAGAAUUUAAAACAUGAAUUCACAAAUCUUUUAAUCGAAAACAGUUUCCCUCUUCAAGUUCCUUCGUCUCUUUUCUCAUCUGGUGAUGAUGAAAGUGAUGUGUUUGAUCCUUUACCAGAAGCUUUACCUUUCCCCAUUGUCAAAAACCUACAAGAUAUCGUUGCAUGCUUUUCAUGCAACAAUCUUGUGGACCAAUGCAUUCAUGUUUAUAUCAAGAUCAGGGGCACAAUUGUCCAUAGAAGUUUAGAAGGUCUUGAUUUGGAUUAUUUGGAGAUUACAUUAACAGAAUUUCAUAGCGUCCAAGAAGUAGAAGGUUAUAUAGACGAAUGGGGGAGACAUUUGGAGUUUGUAGUUAAGCAUCUUCUUGAACUUGAGUACACACUCUGUGAACACGUGUUUAGUAAGAGCAUUGAAGUCAACGUGUGGAAAUAUUGCUUUUCCAAAAUCGCCCUCCAAUCGGGAAUACAGAGUUUUAUCAAAUUCGCGAACACAGUUACAAAGUGUAAGAAAGAAGCAAUCAAACUUUUCAAGCUCCUAGACAUCUUUACCACUCUCAACAAUCUCAGACAAGAUUUCAACAGAAUUUUUGGUGGAAAGCUAUGUUCAGAAAUUCAAAGUCAAACAAGGGGAUUACUCAAGAAUGUGGUCAAUGGUGCAUGUGAAAUUUUUCAAGACCUUAAAGCACAAGUUGAGCUACAAAGACUAAACGACCCUCCACCAGAUGGGACAAUUCCAAAAUUGGUUAUCUUUGUAACAGAAUAUGCUAACGAGUUGUUAGAUGAUGAAUACAAACAUGAACUUGAACAAGUUCUAAAGAUCCACUCCAGUUGGCAUAAUGAAAGUAAGUUCACAAAGGGAAUUGUUUCACUUGAAAUUCAAAACAUAGUGAAAUCACUAGAACUUAACUUGGAGACAUGGGCAAAAAGAUAUGAAGAUGCUUCUUUAUCUUAUAUUUUCUUGAUGAACACCAAUUGCUACUUGAGAAAACAUCUAAAGGCUACAAAGCUCGGGGAUCUAAUGGGGGAAUCUUGGAUAAAACAACAUGAAGCUCAUGUAGAAUACUACAUGUCACUUUACUUGAAAGAAAGUUGGGGGAGAAUUCCAGCUUUAUUAAGCAACAAUGACAGAAACAAAAUGAAAGGAUUCAAUGAUACAUUUGAUCAAGUAUUUAGAAAACAAUCUGAAUGGGUGUUGUGUGAUAGAGAUUUGAGAUGGAAAACUUGCCAGAUGAUCAUGGAAGUUGUAGUCCCUGUUUACAAGACCUUAGUGGAAAGUGGGGCUACUGCUACUCAUAGUCCUAAUAGUAAUAAGUAUUUAAAAUAUAGUGAUGAGAAAAUAGAGAAUAUGUUGACUUCCAUGUUUAGGUCAAAGUUAGAUAAGUAUGGUUCUAGUGCCAAGUGUACAAGCUUGAUGGGGAAGAUCAAGAAUGUUGUUACAGGUCAUUUCUCACCAACAAAUGCUGCAGCUUGA
Messenger RNA from Lactuca saligna, 1950 nucleotides. The record is from the annotation of a GenBank genome assembly. NCBI's taxonomy places the organism in Eukaryota, Viridiplantae, Streptophyta, Magnoliopsida, Asterales, Asteraceae.